AUGAGGACCGUCUAUCGCCUUCCUGUGGCCCUGAUGCUACUCGUUUCGUGCGUGCAAGCUCAAAGUCCUGCUCGCCCAAACGAUCUCGACUUCACUGUAGCCCAAGCCGAGAAGCAUAACUGCGACCAGGACUGUCAGCAGAACCUGCGAAAAUUCGAGGAAUUAGACCGUCAGGUCUUUGGCAAUAUUCCCUUCGACUAUGAGUUUUACAAAACUGCUGCCAACUUCACGGGCUCUCGGCCUGGGGACCUGUUGAAGCUUGAGCAGCAGAAUGCAUCUGCAUACGAUAUACCCCCUGGGACGUCGUUGUGGUAUAUGCAAUACACAUCUGUCGGAGUUGGUGGAGAGAAGGUACCGGCGACUGCCUUUAUUGCACUUCCCUACACAGAGGUUCCAAAGCACAAAACCCGUCUGGUCGCAUAUGCCCAUGGAACUAUUGGGGUUGUCCCUGCCUGCGCUGCAUCGUCAUCUUACAACGGAUUCGACUAUCACUCCUGGCAGCUUCUCACAGGCCCCGGAUAUGCUGUGGUCGCUACAGAUUAUGCGGGCCUGGGAAACAACUAUACUUCUCAUAAGUAUGGUAAUCCAGUCCUCAACUCCGAGGAUACUUACUUUUCGGUCGUUGCUGCUCGGAAGGCCUUCCCAGGAGUCUUCACCGAUGAAUGGGCCUCUGUCGGUCAUUCCCAAGGAGCUGGAACUGUUUGGGGACUGAGUGAAAACCCUCGUGUCGCUACUCAGGAAAGCGGCGAGUACCUAGGAGGAGUUGCCAUCGCUCCUAGUUCCAGAUUGAAUGAUCUUCUCACCGCUGUACCGCUUAAUGUGGGAUGGGGCUUUGGCAACUUGAUCGUGAACAUAUUCCAAGCUUUGAAGUUCCCGAUACAGCCGGUCGUUCUCACCCCAGCUGCCAUGGCCCGUUAUCCACUUAUGGAUGAACUUCAGCUUUGCGACACCGCUCAAGCCGAAUUACAUGCAGAUCUUCCGAAUCACGGCAUUGUGGACUUCACGCCCGCUAUACUCGCACACAAUCAUGAAGCUUAUAUCGCAUUCCAAAACAAGUACGGCGCGGCCACCGGCAGAAAAGGAUACAAGGAACUUCUCGUCAUUCAGUCAAUCGAUGACGAGAUUGUGAAUGUUACUGCUACAAAGGAGGCGUACGAAUAUACAUGCAGCAUUGGGAACAUCGUUCACUUGAGUUUAUAUCCGGGCCUUGACCACGAUGAUUCUGUUGCCGCCUCAGCCCCAGAGUGGCUACAAUGGCUCGACAACAAGUUCAUGAAUUGGAGAACUCCAGUUGAGCACAAAUGUGUAAUGGAGACGAGGGUUCUGUUGACCGAUGCUUUGAGCUGA
Penicillium riverlandense is the source of this 1347-nucleotide messenger RNA. Its product is annotated as putative secretory lipase. NCBI's taxonomy places the organism in Eukaryota, Fungi, Ascomycota, Eurotiomycetes, Eurotiales, Aspergillaceae. Bases 1 to 1347 code for a protein of 448 amino acids. The record is from RefSeq and is a predicted model, not a curated record. The transcript has a single exon. Gene Ontology annotation, molecular function: triacylglycerol lipase activity. Gene Ontology annotation, biological process: lipid catabolic process.